AUGUAUACUAACCCCGUAAUAUGCGCUCGUUUACUUAUUAAUAAUCGCCGUGUCUGGAUACCAUGUAUGAUUAUCUUCUGUCUAUGUGCUAUCAUUAUUGCUAUGCAACAAUCAGACAAAGUAGAAACCCCUAUUUCUACUCAAAUCUUACAAGAAUUUCCAUAUUCAUCGUCACAUUCAGUGAGUUAUGAUGAGGUAAAAUUGCUACUUGAUCAAUUAUUUGAUUCUGAAACUUCACUUAUUGAUAUACAAUCCAUAUGGAAUAAACUUAUGGAAAUUUGGCGACAAAUUUUAACAAAAUUUGUUCGUGAUGCUUGUGAAUUAUGUCAUCAAAAUGAUUCUUAUUGUUAUGAAUCAAUUGAUAUAGAUCGUUAUAUUUAUUAUAUUAAUGGCUCAUUUUAUCCAAUAAAUGAAAUAAAACGUCCAGUUGGUAUGGGUAUUUAUUAUUAUUUUGAUUUAAAAACAUUGCGCUCAGUUAAUAAUUCCAUAUUACCAACAGAUGUUUCACAAUGUGAUUAUUUUCAUAUGAUACAAUUAAUGAUGAAUGUUCAAAUUAUAUUACAUCAAUCACAAAUUAAAUAUUUUCUUACUAAAGGUACACUUAUUGGUGUCCUUCGUCAUCAUGAUGUUAUACCAUGGGAUACAGAUAUUGAUUUAUUUAUUCCAUCAUCUGCUACACAAAAAAUACUUAGAUCAUUUCGUCAAUUAGAUACAUCAUCAACUAAAGCUUCAUUGAAAACAACAGCAGCAACAGCAACAGCAACAGCAGCAACAACAACAACGGAAAGUAGUACAGCAAGAGCAGCUAAAGAUCGACCAUCUUUUCAUAAUGAUUUAAUUGUUUAUCGUUUUAAAAAUAUUCAUAGAGUAACAUCAUAUAAGAUCUUUUCUCUGCGUUCACCUGUUGUUAAUCGAACUAAUUAUCGUUGGCCAAAAAUUGAUAUAUUUCCAUAUGAAGAAAAUUCAACACAUAUAUAUGCAUAUCCAAAACACCACCAUAAUCUUGGUACAAUGAAUUAUAUAGCUAAAAGCAAUGUUGAGCCUAUUUAUUUACGUAUAUUAGGUCCAUUACUUGUACCUAGUCCACGUGAUCUUCGUUUAUCACUAAAAGCAAUGAUUAAAUUAGGUCGUUCAAAUGUAUUUUAUGCUUGUGAAGGAAAUACAUUUUUACAUCGAUAUAAUCGUGGUCCAACAGA
Rotaria sp. Silwood2 is the source of this 1196-nucleotide messenger RNA. The record is from the annotation of a GenBank genome assembly. Lineage: Eukaryota; Metazoa; Rotifera; Eurotatoria; Philodinida; Philodinidae.